AUGUGGGUGAUCAAUGGAAGCAAUAGCUCUCUGAUCACAGUGUUACUAAUUGAGUGUCAAGAUGUGGGUUAUUGCAACUUCGAGCACGGCACCUGCACUUGGCUGAACACCCAAAGGAAUGAUGACUUCGACUGGGUCAUCCACCAUGGCAGCACGUCCACCGGCCAUACUGGACCUCAGAGUGACCACACAACCGGAAAAGCCUCAGGUCACUACAUGUACAUUGGAGUCAAGUGCCCACAGACAAAGGGGGACAGAGCCCGAUAUGUCAGCGAAUCCUUCAAAAUGAGUUCCCAGAGGAAAUGUUUCCAGUUUUGGUACAGCAUGAAGGGCAGUGACAUCGGCACCCUCCGCGUCUACGUCGUCACGGGGCUGACGCAGACAGUGGCAUGGCAGCUAAGCGGGCCACAACAGUCAACGUGGAUGCUCGCUAGAGUGCCUGUCUACUCCCCCAAAAAGAAUUUUAAAUUCAUAAUUGAAGGCAUCGUUGGAAAUGGAGUCAACGGUGAUAUUGCAAUCGAUGAUAUGGCAGUCAAUACAAUGAAUUGUGGAGUGUCGCCAUCAAAUGCUAGGCCUCCAUCAGCAACAACGACAGCCGCCACCACGUUAAAGCCGACGUCAACAACUCCGAGGAAGUCCACUGCCCAUGUUCCACCAUGUAGGGGGUUCUAUCUCUACACUGAGGUCAAUGGACAGUCGGUCAACAAGACAGCCAGACUUCAGAGCAAGUCCAUCACCUCUCGCACGAUGACCAAGUGUUUCUCUUUCUGGUACCACAUGCACGGCGACCACAUCGGCACCCUCAACCUCUACAUCAUGUCCACGCCAACCAUCGGCAGCCCAGUCUGGACCAAGACAGGAGCCCAGGGCUUGAACUGGAAACAAGGCGCUAUCACCGUGACCAAAAGGAACACACCAUAUAAAAUUCUGAUUGAGGCUGUGACCGCUAACGGAAAUAGGGGAGACAUUGCCAUAGAUGACGUAAAGUUGGCAAACGGGACAUGCACAGGAACAACUGGACCGCCUGUCCACACCACUGUCCACCCAGGCCAGGUCGUCAGGAAAUGUGACUUUGAAGCUAAAGCAAUCUGUGGCUACACUCAGGACAAGACGGACAAAUUUGACUGGACAUGGACGUCACAUACGACAUCCAGCUACGGCACAGGACCCAGCAACGACCACACCUACGGAACAACAAGCGGUCACUAUCUGUACACCGAGGCAACUAACCGAGCAAAUGGAGACAUAGCACGCAUCUUGUCGCCGACCUAUCAUGACAGCCAGGCAAUGUGUGUCAAUUUCUACUACCACAUGUACGGAUCUAUGAUGGGAACUUUCAACGUCUACGCUCAGGUUGGAAACAACACAGGUCGGCCAUUAUUUUCACGUCGUGGUAACCAGGGCAACAAAUGGACAGUUGGUCAGGCAACUGUCCCAGCAUCCACUGCAACUUCCGGAUAUCGGAUGGUGUUUGAAGGAUCCCGAGGCUCAGGCUACAAAUCAGACAUAGCACUGGACGAUGUCAGUUUCAAAGUGGGUUCAUGUUCAAAUCCUGGUGACUGCACGUUCGAAUCCGGUCUGUGCACUUGGAAGAACACUGCCAAAGGAGAUCAGUUUGACUGGACAAUGGACUCCGCCGGGACCUCCACUACCUCUACUGGACCUUCCACUGACCACACGCUCGGUACACGACAAGGCAAGUACCUGUACAUAGAAACCUCGGCCCCAAGACUGACCGGAGACAAGGCGUGGCUGGUCAGUGAGAGCUUCCCCCGUGUCACGUCCAGCGGCAGGUGCGUCAGCUUCUGGUACAGCAUGUACGGGGCCACCGUCGAUUCUCUCAACAUCUACAUCAGGGUACCCGGGCGAACUGACUACAUGAUCUGGCAUCAGUCCGGUAACCAAGGCAACGGCUGGUUCAAUGGCCAGGCACCAAUCACCGAAAAGAGAAAGAGUUACAGCAUCGUGUUUGAAGGCGUCCGGGGCAGGAGUUACUCUGGAGACAUCGCGAUUGACGACAUCACCUUCACGACGUCAAAUUGUGGAAUACUUCCGCCAAAUGCCACUGCCGCUCCCCAGACAACGGCUCAAGUGACGACACAGGCGGUGGGAAAGGGAGCUUUUGACUGCGACUUCCAGAACGACUUCUGUGGCUGGGUCCAGAGUAGUAAAGCGGACCAAUUUGACUGGACGAGGCACCGGGGUAGCACAGGCUCUGCAGGAACUGGCCCCACAUCUGAUCAUUCCUUAGGCAACUCCAACGGCUACUACAUCUACAUUGAGACGUCAGGCUCAAUGAAAACCGGAGACAAGGCUCAGCUGUUCAGUCCCCGGGUUCAGGCAGGCCAGAGCUGUAUCACCUUCUGGUACAACAUGUACGGCAGCAACGUCGGCGCCCUCAACGUCUACGUUCAAACAGGAGCAGCCAUUCCAUCCACUCCUACCUGGAAGAGGACUGGCACUCAUGGAACUCACUGGCGGAUGGGGCAGUUCUCAGUCAACGUCAAGACCCCUUUUAACAUGGUGCUUGAAGGCGUGAGAGGCAACGGCUAUCGUGGAGACAUCGCCAUAGAUGACGUUAACAUCGCCAACGGCUCUUGUUCAGCAGGAACAACUGUGGGCCCCUCGUCAAAACCAGCCGCUGACAAAUGCAACUUUGAAGCCAGUAACCUAUGUGGGUUUUCACAAGAUCAUUCUGACAAGUUUGACUGGUCUCGGACCACGGGGUCAACUUCUUCACGUGGCACUGGACCAUCGAGUGACCACACCUAUGGGACAAGAUUAGGUCACUACAUGUACAUUGAGACUUCCUCACCUCGACGACCCAAUGAUGUUGCUCGACUGAACUCCUUCAUAUUAACUGGACCCACCUCACCAACAUGCUUCACCUUCUGGUACCACAUGUAUGGAAGCUCGAUUGGUAGUCUGAAUGUCUAUGUCAUGAGGAAUGGUGCCAGGGGUUCUCCUGUAUGGCAUAUGUCAGGUAAGACGUGA
This is a messenger RNA of Haliotis rubra (blacklip abalone), 2994 nucleotides long. Its product is annotated as MAM and LDL-receptor class A domain-containing protein 1-like. The coding region runs from base 1 to 2994 and encodes 997 amino acids. The record is from RefSeq and is a predicted model, not a curated record. Gene Ontology annotation, cellular component: membrane. Gene Ontology annotation, biological process: nervous system development. The transcript has 19 exons. Lineage: Eukaryota; Metazoa; Mollusca; Gastropoda; Lepetellida; Haliotidae.